Molecule: messenger RNA, 869 nt
Organism: Camellia sinensis
Lineage: Eukaryota; Viridiplantae; Streptophyta; Magnoliopsida; Ericales; Theaceae
Product: RNA binding protein
Biological process (GO): ribosome assembly
Cellular component (GO): nucleus
Molecular function (GO): RNA binding
Source: RefSeq, a predicted model, not a curated record
CGUUUGGGUAAAAAGGGGAAAAUAACAAGGGAAACAGAAACAGAGAGAGAAAGAUAAACCCAAAACCCUAGCCCCCCUCACAACCCCCUUUCCUCCUGGUAACGACGAUGAGGCCACUGGACGAGAGCGAGACCACACAAGUCUUCGAGAAGAUGUUCAAAUUCACAGGCAACAACCUCAAGAACAUCGUCGACAACCCUUCUCACGAAGGCCCAGAACCCAACCCAGGUCGCUACUGCUUCCGAUUGCAGAAGAACCGAGUCUACUACGUCAGCGAAUCGCUUGUCAAGCGAGCCACAAACAUCAAGCGAGACAAUCUCGUUUCACUCGGUACCCAAAUCGGUAAAUUCACUAAAGGAGGCAAGUUUCAUCUUUCGAUCCAAGGGCUCAAUUUGCUCGCCGCCAAUGCAAAGCACAAGGUCUGGCUCAAACCCACCUCGGAGAUGUCGUUUUUGUACGGAAAUCAUGUUUUGAAAGGUGGGUUGGGGAGGAUUACUGAGAAUAUUGUGCCCCAAGAUGGGGUUGUGGUGUUUUCGAUGGCGGAUGUGCCGUUGGGGUUUGGGGUUGCGGCCAAAUCGACCCAUGAUUGCAGGAAGAUGGACCCGAAUGGGAUUGUGGUGCUGCACCAGUCGGAUAUUGGGGAAUACUUGAGGAUGGAGGAUGACCUCUGAAAAUUUUGCUGUUGAUUUGGAGGAUAAAUUUGUGUUUUUGUAGGAUAAAUUUGUGUUUUUGUAUGUGGGUGUUAGUUACUCAAUUCUGAGUGACUUGGGUUUUAUAUUUUAAUUUUGUAUGUGGGAUUGAUUUGAGUUUGUUAUUUAACUGUUUUUAUAAUAUGAUCAUGAUGGUUAGCAUGAAGUUGUUUCAACUGC